AUCUCUUACCAAUUGUCAACUGAGGAAAAGCAAAAAGACAAACUCUCUAUAGUACUCCAAUAAUGGCACCCCCCAAAGUAACCAUAUUUCAGAUGGAGGAUCACGUCGCCAGAGCUCUUGCCUACUAUAUAUCUGAUCUAUCUUCAAAGUUCAUCUCUGCAAAUGGUUCAUUCUCUGUUGUACUCUCCGGAGGUACUGUAAUCCAUACUCUCAGGAAGUUAGUUGAAGAGCCCUAUGCUAGUGGGAUAGAUUGGUCAAAAUGGUUGAUAUUCUUUAUUGAUGAAUGUGUUGUUCCGUUUACUGAUCCUAAUUCUAACUACAAGCUUGCUUAUGAUGGAUUUCUUAGUAAGGUAUAUAUUUAGAAAAAUAAUAUAUGAAUAUAAUUUAUAUGCUUAAACAUGUCAAGACACAUGGCAAGAUUGAAGGUGAGAAUGAUGAAAGAGAACAAAAUCAAUGUUUAUUAGUUGAGUUGAUUACUUGAUCAAGCAUCAUAGGUGGUUUAGGCAUGGGGCAACAUGGUCAACCCACUCUCCCUUCUUCCACCAUGCUAGUAUGCUACUACUUAUCACCACCAUGAGCAGCUGCCUUCUUCCACGAAUCCCGGCCACCACCACCACCACCGCCGUCAUCUUUUCCCGAUGAUGAUUCGUACAGGGGAGAUAGAAGGGGUGAUUGGUGAUGAGGGUGAUCGGUAAUGACGGUGAUUGGCGAUUGUGGUGGUCUAUGGUCUGGGCUCCACCCUUGAUGGUGAUCGGA
Molecule: messenger RNA, 756 nt
Organism: Erigeron canadensis
Lineage: Eukaryota; Viridiplantae; Streptophyta; Magnoliopsida; Asterales; Asteraceae
Product: probable 6-phosphogluconolactonase 2
Exons: 2
Coding region: 63-362 (99 amino acids)
Biological process (GO): carbohydrate metabolic process
Source: RefSeq, a predicted model, not a curated record